AUGGCAGAGGGUUUUCCAUCGCUGAGCCAUGCGCCAUCGGCGUUCCCGCUCCCAACAAUAGCAGAGGACACGCUGCAUUACGUGCUCCAUCCGCCGGCAUCAAGUACGCGAACCGAGGCCGACGAGGUGGCACUCGCGACCCUCAUCUCAACGUACGUCGAGUCGCUGCUCACGACCCCAUGGCUGUGGAACAAGGAUGCGUGGGAGCUCAAGGCGGGCAAGGGCAAGCUCGAGGGCACGAUGCGUGUCGGCGACGCCGUCGACGACGAGUGGCUUGUUGUUUGGCUCCUCCGCGAGGUCAGCAAGCGCUGGCCUGAUCUGGUCAUCAGCAUUCGCGACUCGGAUGGCGAGUUCCUUCUCAUUGAGGCGGCGCACGAGCUCCCAGCUUGGGUCUCCCCCGAGAACGCCGACAAUCGCCUCUGGCUCGCCGGCGGACAUCUGCACCUCCUCCCGCUGUCUGUGCGCUCGGCCAGCUCUUCACGUCCCAAACAGCUCGCCGACGACGGCUACGAUGACGGCGGGCGCGCGAUCGAUCCCGACGCUCAGGUGAACGAAGCGGAUGCGAUUGCCGCCGUCAGGACGGGCAAGUAUCAGGCGCCCGAGGUCGAGCGCGCCGUGUGGGAGCGGAUAGCCUGCUACCCCGACGCCCUUAAGACGCACCAGCACAGGACAAACGUCUACCUCCCCGUCCCGAUUGCGCGGGCUCUCCACGAGGCGCCGGACCUCAUCCAGCGCGCCGUCGAGGGCUUCUACGUGCGCGACCCCGCGCAACUGAGGGCGGCCGCACGCAUGACGCACUUCCCGCCGUCUCCGUCCAUCCUCUCCUCCGUACUCAUGAGCCGCGCGGCGUACGCCCAGCUCCAGGGCCAGGUGUUCCACCCCCCACGCGUGUUCGGCCCCGAAUGGCACGUGCCCGAGGGCGAGGAGGACGAGCACCGUUGGCGCGAUCUCGGCGUCAAGAUCGCGACGGGCUUCGAGAUCAUGUACCGCGAGGGCGGGCGGAAGGGCCGCACGGCUGAUGCCGAGACGAGCACUGCUGGGCUGGAGAACAGGCCCGAGUACCAGAAGUACAUUGCGGAUCUGAAGGCGGCUGGUUUCUUUGGAGAUGAGCUGCAGGGGAGCGCGAAGUGGAAGGAGAGGGAGACGGUCGCUGCCAAGGGCUGGAUCGAUGCGCAGUCUUCCGACACUACACAAGAACGACCCUCAUUCGCCUACCUCGUUGACAAGGCGAUCGACGAGGCUGCCAACAUCCCCGUUAGCCAGCUCGAGGUGUCCAAGGACAGCCCCGAGGACAGCGACAAGUGGCUUGAAAUCUCGCCCGACGAGCUCGACACCCUGAUGACGCGCGCAUCUGGAGCUCAGACUGCCGCAUCGGGCGAGCCCGCUGCCAAGCUCGACGACGAGCAGGGCAAGGCGCUGGCUGAUUUGGCGAGCAAGGUGCAGGAGUUUGUUGGUGGCCAGGGCGACAUGACUGGUGCGCGGUUUGCAGAUGAACUCUCCGACGAGGACAUGGACACCGACUCGGAGGACGACGAGGACAAGCCGACCGAGGCGGAGCGACAAGAGCGCCUCGCCAAGCUUGUGCCUUCGCUGCCUGCUGAGGAGUGGGGCAGGAAGCAGGCCCCGCAGGAGGACGUCGAGAUGGCGCCGUCUCACCGACCGACGAGCUCAAAGGAGACGCCGUUGACAGAAACCCUCCUCCCGAACAAGAUGCGCCCGCCCGUCUUCUCCAAGCCAGAGUACGAUGGCGUCGUGUCCGACUCGUCAGACGAGGACGAGGAUGACCUCCCGCCUGCGGGCACACUGGGCCGCAAGAUUGCCCAGAUGAAGUGGGGUGACACGGCGCCUGAAGCGACCAUUGAGGAGAUUGAUGACGACGAGGAUGAGGGAGCGGGCAGUGACAAGGAAGACAAGGCGCGUGCCAAGUCGCUGCGCUUCAACGACAACGACAUCGACGAGCAGAUGCGUCAGCGCGUCUGGGGCGCCGAGGACGAGCCGGAGGAGAAGCAGGGCGACGACAUGGACGUCGACAUGGGCGAGGAGGAGGAAGAGUUCCUCAAGUUUGCGCGCGAGUCACUCGGCAUCAGCAGCGACCAGUGGGACGACAUUAUCAAGUCACGCGAGGCGCGUGGCGGUGAGUGCCGCGGGAGGAACGAUCUGACGAGUGUAGCGUUUGUCCCCAAGCCGAACACGAAGGGAGCCGCACCGGAGGCGUCAAGCUCUGCCUCUUUGACGCCAGCGCCAGUGGCCAAGCCCGCCGAACAGCCAAGCCGCACCCCCGACAUGUCGCUCAACAGCUUCGAAAGCGUCAUGGCGGCAAUGGAGGCCGAGCUGAAGCGCGCGAACGCCGAGGGAGCCGACGCCGCACCCACCGGCCUGCCGUCUGGCGCUGGCGCCGUGCCGUUCGUCUCCAAGAAGCCGAAAGCAACCGCAGCCGCCAAGCCCGCGCCCAAGGCCAAGAGCAAGCUCCGCCCCGGCAAGGGCAAGGCUUCGUCGCUCAUGACGCUCCCGUCCGAGGAGGACAUUGACAACAUGGACGACGAGGCGCUGGCGGCCAUGGACGCCGAGCUGCGGCAGGCGCUGCGCGACGCCGGGGCCGACUCGGACGACGAGCUCGGCGCCGACGAGCCCGCCGAGGCGAAGAACCUGACGGGCGACGCAGCCGCAGAGUACAAGAUGAUGCGCGACCUCCUCGAGAGCGCAAAGAGCGGUGGUGGGGCCGGCGCGGCGGGCAACCUCUUUGGUCGGCUGCAACAGAACAAGUAG
This is a messenger RNA of Vanrija pseudolonga, 2766 nucleotides long. RefSeq names its product Protein ecdysoneless (gene ECD). Gene Ontology annotation, cellular component: nucleus. The transcript is spliced from 8 exons. The record is from RefSeq and is a predicted model, not a curated record. NCBI's taxonomy places the organism in Eukaryota, Fungi, Basidiomycota, Tremellomycetes, Trichosporonales, Trichosporonaceae. The coding region runs from base 1 to 2766 and encodes 921 amino acids.